Messenger RNA from Amoebophrya sp. A120, 976 nucleotides. The record is from the annotation of a GenBank genome assembly. NCBI's taxonomy places the organism in Eukaryota, Dinophyceae, Syndiniales, Amoebophryaceae.
GCGCUAUGUACAAUGGGCCGCUGGAGUGCUGGGGCGCUUGUGGUGGAAAGGGGUGGUGCGCGAACAAGUGCAAGAUCACGGCCGGCCCCAAUAAGGCGGAUUACAAAGGCGCGUGUUGUUCGUGGUUGAAAAACUCGGCCGCUUGGCACGGCAGUGACCCGCUGGAGUGCCGCAUUUUGUCCGCUUUGCAGGGACGCGACGAAAAAAGCUUUAUCUCCAAUGCGUACUGGAAUUCCCCUUACGACUACCACGCCUGCGUGGCGGUGCCAAAAUGGGUCGAGACCUAUGAGUCCUGUCUGGGGUCGGGCAAGUGCACGGGGGCCGGCUUGUGCGACCACUGUCCCGACGAUGGAGGCUUGACUGGGGCGUGCUGCAAGAAGGGGAACGACUACGACUCGGAUCACUACUGCAGCCACGUAAAGACGGGCGGUUCUACGCAAGUUCAGUACCCGGUUGCAGAUGGAAAGCUCAAAAAUGACGACUACGCAAAAGAGUUUCGCGCUUUCGAAUGCGUUCUGGUGUCGACCACGACCACCACGACCACGACGCUUUGUCAGUGCAGCAACGGAGACGUGAAAUCCACCCCGUGCGGCAAGCACCUGGCGCAGCACUGCAAGACCUGUGACGACGAGGGGACGAAGUUCAAACUCGAAACGAACUACCCAAGUGAUGGUGAAUCCUCCUGCCUACCCAUCUGUGGCUCCGUCGCGAACCAAGACUGCAGCACAGCACCGCUUGGCGGGAACGCCGCGUUUGCUUCUAUCAGCCUGAUUCCCUCCCCGGCCCUUCAGCUUUGCAGCAAUGUGCCCAAUGAGUUCGCCAACGGCUACCCAAAGGUCGCUUGUCAGAAGAGCUGCUGCCGGCAGGGCUGUCUGCGGCAGGCGCCGGCCGAGGCGAGCGAGCGACUAGGCUUCACGGCUGCUUCCGGCUCCUUCACAUCGUGGAACGAAAUUUUUGCGGAGCAGCUGCAGACGGA